Molecule: messenger RNA, 3683 nt
Organism: Cornus florida
Lineage: Eukaryota; Viridiplantae; Streptophyta; Magnoliopsida; Cornales; Cornaceae
Product: probable ion channel POLLUX
Exons: 12
Coding region: 335-3211 (958 amino acids)
Biological process (GO): potassium ion transport
Source: RefSeq, a predicted model, not a curated record
AAAAACACGCUCGAUCCGACAUUUUCAAUUGAUGAUCUAAAAACACAGUAAACAGCUCUCAGCCGAGCAACCAAUUCCACUUUCUGAGUCACACUACUUGCUUUACACUCCCUCUCUCUCUCUCUCUCUCUCUCUCUCUCUCUCUCAGCUCACACAGAUUCUCUGCAACUAUUCGUCAGAUCUCUCUUAUGCUUUCUCUCACUAACCACCUCAACUUCACUCCACUAACCAAAUCAAUCGCAGCUCUUCCAUCAUCUCUCUCUCUCUCUCUCUCUACAUAUUUUCUCUCUCUCUCUCUCUCUCUCUCUCUCCAUAUAUAUCUUUCUUGUUCAGAAUGCCUAACAGGGAUGGAGACUCAAACUCCAACUCCAAUUCGAAUCCAUACCCUAACCCUAGCAAACCAGAAAGACCGCCUCUUCUCAAGAAAUUCAAAACGAUCCCCGACGACACUCAAUUUCCGGGCCCACUCUUCCCCGCCGUCCGUCGUAUCUCCACUUCUCCUCCGUCGUCUCACCGGUCGUCCGAUUCCGAGGGAUCCAUCGCCGCUGAUCCGCUGGCCAAUAACGGCGUCGGAUUCUCCGAUCGCGACUGGUUGUUCCCGUCGUUUCUCGGCCCUCACGCGGCCAGGAAGAGAGUCAGUGUCAAGGCAUCAAAGUCGCUGAAGCACGAAUCGUCGCCUCAUCCUGCGGCUCGCAGCAAUUCGAUGCCAGCGAAUUUGGACGGUUGGAGCGAUGGAAAGGUGGGUACGGCUCGCCGGAUUGGUGCCUCUGCAGCUUUGCCAGUGGUGCAUUCGAAGCCGAAGCUAAAGGCGGAGAACGAACUGAAGUCAGUACCGGUUAAAGCUUUUGCCUCUUCCUCGUCGUCGACAUCACUGAGCUCAGCUAAUUUGUCUGGUGCUCGGACAGUUUCCAGAUAUAGAAAUUAUUGGAUCUUUUAUUUGCUCAAGUUUACUUGUAUAGUAUCGGUAUGUUAUGUAAUUUGUUUGCUAACUAAAGUCGCACAACUUCAGGAAGAGAAUAUUAGCCUUCGCCGACACUGUAGCUGUAAAAAUGUUGUUCAUAGUGACAGCAUUGAAGUUUUGAAGUCUAAAAAAGAGAGUUCAUUUUCCUAUUUUGGUAACUCUGACAAUAGGGCAAUUGCUCUCUACGCUGUUCUAUUUACUCUCAUUACACCAUUUGUGCUGUACAAAUAUCUUGACCAUCUUCCCCGAAUAAAGAAUCUCACAAAGAGGACAAACAAUAAGAAAGAGGAGGUUUCAUUGAAGAAGAGAAUUGCCUAUAUGGUGGAUGUGUGUUUCUCUGUUUAUCCUUAUGCGAAGCUGCUUGCCCUCCUCCUUGCAACUGUAUUUCUUAUAGGGUUUGGUGGCUUAGCAUUAUAUGCUGUCAGUGAGGGUAGUUUUUCUGAAGCCCUUUGGCUUGCUUGGACUUUUGUGGCAGACUCAGGAAAUCAUGCUGAUAGGGUUGGUGCUGGUCCAAGGAUUGUUUCGGUCUCUAUAAGUUCAGGAGGCAUGCUGAUUUUUGCUAUGAUGCUGGGGCUUGUUUCAGAUGCUAUUUCAGAGAAAGUGGAUUCAUUGCGGAAAGGAAAGAGUGAAGUCAUCGAAAGUAACCACAUUCUUAUUCUUGGAUGGAGUGAUAAAUUGGGUUCACUAUUAAAGCAGCUAGCAAUAGCAAAUAAGAGCCUUGGUGGUGGCGUUGUUGUUGUGCUUGCAGAAAGAGACAAAGAGGAAAUGGAGAUGGAUAUAGCAAAGCUAGAAUUUGACUUCAUGGGGACAUCUGUUAUUUGUAGAAGCGGCAGUCCUCUAAUACUUGCUGACUUAAAGAAGGUUUCAGUUUCAAAAGCACGCGCAAUCAUAGUUCUAGCAUCUGAUGAAAAUGCGGAUCAGAGUGAUGCUCGUGCAUUGAGGGUUGUGCUUAGCCUCGCAGGAGUAAAAGAGGGGUUGAAGGGGCAUGUUGUUGUAGAGAUGAGUGAUCUUGACAAUGAGCCCUUAGUGAAGCUUGUUGGGGGAGAACUCGUUGAAACAGUUGUUGCACAUGACGUGAUUGGACGGUUGAUGAUACAAUGCGCUCUCCAACCUGGUCUUGCACAGAUAUGGGAAGAUAUUUUGGGGUUUGAGAAUGCAGAGUUUUAUAUUAAAAGGUGGCCCCAACUGGAUGGAAUGCGUUUCGAAGAUGUACUUAUUUCAUUUCCUGAUGCAGUUCCUUGUGGAAUAAAGGUUGCUGCGGAUGGUGGGAAAAUAAUCAUAAAUCCAGAUGACAAUUAUGUUCUAAAAGAAGGCGAUGAAGUUCUUGUUAUAGCCGAGGAUGAUGACACCUAUGCUCCGGGUCCCCUACCAGAGGUGCGUAGGGAUUUUUUUCCUAAGAUAAUGGAUCCUCCAAAGUAUCCAGAGAAGAUACUAUUCUGUGGAUGGCGUCGUGACAUUGAUGAUAUGAUUCUGGUACUAGAGGCAUUCUUGGCUCCAGACUCAGAAUUGUGGAUGUUUAAUGAUGUUCUGGAAAAAGAAAGAGAAAAGAAGUUGAUUGAUGGUGGACUUGAUGUUUCUAGAUUAGAAAACAUAAAACUUGUUCAUCGUGAAGGAAACACUGUCAUCAGACGACAUUUAGAAGCUCUUCCUUUGGAGACUUUUGAUUCUAUAUUAAUUCUUGCAGAUGAAUCCGUGGAAGAUUCCAUUGUGCAUUCUGAUUCACGGUCUCUUGCUACUCUUCUCCUUAUCCGUGAUAUUCAGUCAAAGCGUCUCCCUUCCAGAGAUACUAAGUCCAUAGCUUUGCUGCGGCAUGCUGGAUUCUCUCACAGCUCUUGGAUCCAAGAAAUGCAGCAAGCUUCAGACAAAUCUAUAAUUAUAAGCGAGAUCCUGGAUUCUAGGACUAGAAACCUGGUGUCAGUGUCUAGAAUUAGUGAUUACGUGCUAUCAAAUGAGCUUGUGAGUAUGGCGCUAGCAAUGGUAGCUGAAGACAAGCAAAUAAACCGUGUUCUUGAGGAACUCUUUGCAGAAGAGGGAAAUGAGAUGUGCAUCAAACCUGCAGAAUUUUAUUUAUAUGACCAGGAGGAACUCUGUUUUUAUGAUAUAAUGAUUAGGGGUCGUCAAAGACAGGAAAUUGUGAUUGGCUAUCGCCCUGCAGAUGAAGAGCGUGCUAUAAUUAACCCUUUGCCCAAGUCACAGCUGAGAAAAUGGUCUCUUGAUGACGUUUUUAUUGUCAUUGCUUCAGAGGAAUGAGAAGAAACCAAUCAUAUCGCUAGAACUGCGGAUGCACUUGAUUUCUGCAAUUGCUUCGUCUUGCUUUUGCAAUUCAAUCAGCCAUAUCUUUAUCGGUCAGACCCAACGUCCAUUCGCAUGAACGUGAUACGCUAUGGUUGGUGAUUUCAAGAAUUCCCUAUGGAAAGAAAAUGGAGGAUUAUAUGUCUUAUUCUGUAUCCUAGUGGAGCUUCCUGUUGUCUGAAGAGAAAUAAUUUUCUGACAAGAGUACUCAGUGAUGCUCACUUGGACUACUAAUCCUAGGAUGACUCGGGCAAAUCUCCUGUACAAAUGUAACUAAAUUUGUUAGAAUUGUACUAAUGUGACGGGGAGAAACCCCAUCAACAUGCUGAAUUUGUUUAAUUUGUAACCUUUUUUUGACACCAAUUGACAUUUUUGUAUGUUAAUGAUCCAUAAGAGAAGAUUUUGUAUGUGAGAAUCAGAGUCAAAGUGC